AUGCUUUUCCUAAAAGCCAUCACCGGACUUCCAGUCCUCGCCACUUUCCUCACAAUGGGUCUUGCACACCCCGUUAACGUCGAGAUUGAGGCAAGAUCAUUGAAGAGUUCUCCCUUUAACCCCUCCAUUCCAGUUCCCGAGGUAGCACCUCCACUUCUACCAUCAAACCUUACAGUACCAACUAUUGACGGGAACGAGCUUCGUGCUAGAGGCACGGUACAUCGGCCGACCGUCGGGUACUUUGCUGGGUUUAAUGUCGGAGCAUAUACUAACACCGGUGCUUGCAAGACCCUGCAGGACUGGAGGAAUGAAUUGAAGCAAGUAAAGGCCUGCCGAAGCUCGCACUUCUCCUUCACUGUUGUCAAGAUCUUCACUACCAGCCAAUGUUCAGCUUUGAAAAACGCCUUGCAAGCCGCAAAGGAGGUUGGAGGUAUCAAGGUAUGGGCUGGAUUGUGGGCCACACCUCGCACUACCUUUGAUAGCGACAAGAACGAACUAGGUCGCCAAAUCCUUGGGAGCAAUGGCAACCUCAUCCUCGGCGUCUCUGUGGGCAGUGAAGAGCUUUUCCGGGGAAGUCUCUCUUCGAGUCAAUUGGCCGGAUACAUCUGGGACGUCAAAGGCAUGAUCCAGAACUCAUAUGGCAAGACCAACGUUCCGAUCGGCACAAGUGAAGGAAUCGCUCCCCUUCUCAACUCGGCGAACCAACAAGUUCUUGAUGCCUCCGAUGCUGUGCUACUUACUAGUUAUCCAUACUAUGGUGGCUCUCGAGUCGACUUGGCCCUCAAAGCUUUCCAACAAGGUUGGUGGGCGCUGGGAGCCAAAAUGGCUGGAAAAACAUUGAUUGUUGGCGAGACCGGCUGGCCUUCUAAGGGGAAGACUAUCGGUCAGGCUGUCCCAACAGUCCCCAAUGCUAGACAAUACUUCAAGGCUAUUGCAUGCUGGAUGCGAUCGACGGGCAAGCCCUUCUUUUGGUUCUCUGCAGUCGAUGAGCAAUGGAAGUCUGGGGGGGUCGCUGAGACUCGCUUUGGGGUCUCAUGGACUAACGGUGCGAGGAAGUAUACAUUGUCCUGCUAG
Orbilia oligospora ATCC 24927 is the source of this 1074-nucleotide messenger RNA. RefSeq lists its product as uncharacterized. Gene Ontology annotation, biological process: cell wall organization; carbohydrate metabolic process. Bases 1 to 1074 code for a protein of 357 amino acids. Gene Ontology annotation, molecular function: glucan endo-1,3-beta-D-glucosidase activity; 1,3-beta-glucanosyltransferase activity. The record is from RefSeq and is a predicted model, not a curated record. The transcript is spliced from 6 exons. Lineage: Eukaryota; Fungi; Ascomycota; Orbiliomycetes; Orbiliales; Orbiliaceae. Gene Ontology annotation, cellular component: cell surface; fungal-type cell wall; extracellular region.